UGGUCUUUGAACCUCAUGAAGGAUAAUGAUUGGCUAAGCGGUAAAUUUGAAAACAAUCCGUUGUUGCAAAUAUGCAGCUGUCGGAGCGGGGAAGAAACGAUGGACGUCAACUCUUAUUUUCAGGCCUUUGAGGCGAGCGUGCGCAGCUACGCUGGAGAUGACCCCCUCGAUCCUUGGGAUAAGUUUGUUCAGUUUCUGGACAGCAAGCUGUCUGAGGAGGAGGGUGAGGGGAUGUGUGUGGUGCUGGAGCGGCUGGUGCACAGCUUCCUUCAGGAGGAGCGAUACCACAACGACCCGCGAUACGUGGCUCACUGCGUCAGAUGUGCCGGUUUGUGCAGCGACCCCGUGGAGGUGUACAGACUCCUGCACGGCCGGGGCGUGGGGACGCAGGCCGCAGCGCUCUACCUGGACUGGGCUCGUCAGCUGGAGAAGAGAGGCCAGCUGUCCCAGGCCGAGGCCGUGUACCACAGAGCUCUGGAGAACAAGGCUCAGCCGCAGGACGGUGUGCUGCAGCAGUACAUGCUCUUGCAGGCCCGGGUGUCUGCGAGCGCCCCGACGGCCGCGUCAGAUCACGUGCGGCAGCCUCUGCAGAACUCACUGCUGGUGAACCAGAACCCCAGACAGAGAGACGCCGCUCAAGACCAGCGCAAGGAUCCAGAAGUGUCUUCUCCUGCUCCUAAAAUGGUGCGCAUAAUCUCCCGCUCGGAGAACAACCCGGUCCGGACGGCGGGUGGUAACGGCGUGGAGUGUGUGUCCAUGUACUGCGUGAACGAGCUGCAGUGUGAGGGAUCGGAGCUGUCCUUUGAGGAGCUCAGGGCCAGACGCUACUUUGCUAAACGUAGCCAGCAGGAGAAACAGCGGCAGCUGGCUGAGAAGCAGCACAGGCUUUGGGAGGAGGAGGAGGAGGUGAGGAAGAUGAAGCAGCUCCUGGAGGAUCUGGAGAAGAACGUGACCGUCUCGCCAGCGGAGCAGAGACGCCCAGCCACCACGUCUCUUACGGUCGAAGCCCCUGCCGCUGUGGUCCUCCAGGCCUCGGACGGAGCUCCCGCAGGGCAUGCUGGGACACGGGACAGCAGCGCCGCUGGCGGGAGUCUGCUGGGACAGACGGACAGAGCCUCGGUGCGCCAGAGCGAUGCCUCCGACACAGAGGCGUGUGCCCACACAGACGUGGAUGUGACCGCAGACCCUUCAUGUAGUGGGUUCAAUCACUCUCAUGUCACCCCAAACACAUCUCUGGGUUUCGCUCACACCACCCCGUCUCGAGCUCUUCCUUCUCCCACUGUGAACACACGAGAAGCUUUGGGUGUGAUCAUGGACAUGUUUCAAGCUCCCACCCUGCUCCAGGAGUCCAUGUUCAACAGCACUGUUCUGCCGGAGGACAGCUUUGAGAAGAGCUGCAGAAUCAGCAGCGCCCCCUCGUGUGUUCAAGCUCCCAGCUCCACUCCAUUCAUGAUUUACCAGGACAAAGACGAGCAGGAGACCGGAGGUUCUGGUCAGGACAGGAGCGACCCGCCCCAGAGCCGAGCGCUCACACAGAUCCCAGUGUCCAGAGCCAAUGACACUCCAGUCAGCACAGAGUCUAUGACGGAUGAGAGCACCAUGUGGGGAGCACGUAACAUCUCUGUAGGUCCGUGUCCUAACCACACCCGGGACUUCGCCCUGUCCGCUCAUCUGGUGUCCACGCCGCUCCACCCUCAUGCACCACACACCUGGGACACGGAGCAGGCCCGAGAAGAAGCUGCAGGAGUCAGGUCCAUCAGCGGAUCUGAGGAAAACCCAUACAUGCGACAGCCCACCAAACUCAGUCCGAUCAUGGAGCAGAGUCCGGCGGAGGAGAAGCCGUCUGAGCUGGUGGAGUGCAGCAUGCGUGCUCAGGGCACCAUCGUCGGGGAAGGGGUGUCUUUGGCUCAGCCCAGUCUGGGGCUUUCUCUGGCCCAGCACAGCCAGAGCUCCUGCAGCAGACUCCCGCUGGCCGCCCUGUCCUUCCCCGACACAGCCCUGAGGAGCAGCUCCCGGCCCAGCUGGAGCAUCUAUCAGAGCCCAGAGAAAGACCUUCUCCUGCCCCAGAGCUCCUUUCACAGGAGCCAGUCAUCAGAGCAGGACCAGGACGUCCCCAUGAGUCCAGAAGCACGCUGGCUCCAGACCGGCAGCUCCGCUCUCGCAGCAGAAGCAGAGCCGGAGGUCAUGAAGAGUCCUCCUGCGCUCUGUGGAGGCCCGCGGCCAGCCUGGACCAUCUACCAGAGCCCCGAGCCUCCUCCUGAGCCCGAGCUGCUGUGGGCCACCAGCCCCGAGCCCGUGCCCCAGCAGGAUCUAGAUGAUCUAGACCUCGCAGCAGAUCUUCUGCUUCCCAAGAAACCCUUCCAGCGGCGCAAGUCAGGGCUGAAAGCGCUGCAGGAGCUGCACGAGUCUCUGCUGAUGAGUCCCAAGCAAGCCUCUGAAGCGGCUCAGGAGGAGCCCGCGAGUCCAGUCCCGGCACCAGCUCUGGACUGGUUCGGCAGCAGCCCUCAGCGGCCCAGCGAAGAGGACCUGGACGUGAUGGCCAGCCCAGCGCAGGCUCCCAGGAGCCCCAUGGACACGUCCAGAGAGCUGGGCGCCGCUCAGGAUGAUCUUGUUAGUGCAGGCCGUGUGCCGCUGCUGUCGGACCCCUGGGAUGAGGGUCUGCUGGUGUCUCUGCUCUCCAGCCUGCAGCCUCCUCUCUCUUCUCACCCUAACCUGACCGUCUGGAGCGGACGCCUGCCCACGAUCACACCCAAGAUGACCGUCCAGAUCGCCGGAGAGACGCUGCGAGUGGACUGUGUUCUGGGACAGGGAGCGUUCGCCACCGUCUACCAGGCCACCAGCCUCAGCAGCUCACACAAACUCUUCCUGAAGGUUCAGAAGCCGGCGAACCCGUGGGAGUUCUACAUGGACAGUCAGCUGAACGUGCGCCUGCAGCCCGCUGUGCGUCAUCUCUUCAACACCAUCUACUCCGGACACCUCUUCAGCAACGGCAGCGUUCUGGUGGGAGAGCUGCACAGCUGUGGCACGCUGCUGAACGCUAUAAACCUGUACAAGAGCCGCAGUGAGAAGGUGAUGCCUCAGCCGCUGGUGCUCUACUUCAGCGUCUGCAUCCUUCACAUGGUGGAGCUGCUGCAUCGGGCCGAGAUCAUACACGCUGACAUCAAGCCCGACAACUUCCUGCUGGGAGAGAGGUUCCUGGAGAACGACUGCUUCCAGCAGGAUCACCUGGAGCACGGCCUGGCUCUGAUCGACCUGGGACAGAGCAUCGACAUGACGCUCUUCCCAGAAGGCACCGCGUUCACCGCCAAGUGCAUGACCUCAGGCUUCCAGUGUGUGGAGAUGCUGAGCGGCCGACCCUGGACCUAUCAGACUGAUUAUUUCGGCAUCGCCGGGACGGUCCACUGUAUGCUGUUUGGGACCUACAUGCAGGUUAAAGAGGAGGGUGGUGUCUGGAGAACCAACGGAGUUUUCAAAAGGAACGUGCACGCUGACCUGUGGCAGGACUUCUUCCACACGCUGCUGAAUGCUCCGGACUGCAGCUCUCGGCCGUGUCUGCGUGCUCUGCGCCUGCGGCUCGACGGCGUCCUGCAGCAGAACUACAGCAGUAAACUGCGCAGUCUGAAGAACCGGCUGGUGGUGCAGAUCCUGGAGGCGCGCUCCUCUCGCCGGUGAACACUCGCCCGGCGCUGCUCUCAUUUUACUGAUUACGUUGUAAAAAAAACUAACUCGUGAACGAAGCCUCGUGUAUUUCAAUAAAUCUUGGUUGUGUGUGUUUUUGGUUCAGUUCAUUGGUGUCACAGUGAUGAGCAGUACUUCAUCACAAGGACCAGAAGUAAUGUGUGAAGGCAACACAUUCAAUAAAAUACAAAUACUAAACCAUUUUAAAUGCUAGGAGCUUAAAAGUAUCACAGGGAUACACUGAAGAAUGCUCAAGCUCGUAAAACUACUAGCAGUGUGGAGUCACUAUAAAGCUUCAGCUGGUUUUUAAACGUGAUGAAACAUGGCUUUAUGAGUCAGGGAUGUUUAACACACGGAGGAGGUGAAGAUCUGGGAGACGCUUUGUUUGCCCGCCAUCUUGAAAGAGUCCUAAGAAUUUUAAUUUUCUGUCCUGAUUGUGAAAAAUGUCACCGUUGUUUGUCUUUCAUGCUGCAUGGAGAAUUGGUCAUCAUUUGCAGCACAUUCUCCAUA
Puntigrus tetrazona (Sumatra barb) is the source of this 4188-nucleotide messenger RNA. RefSeq names its product BUB1 mitotic checkpoint serine/threonine kinase (gene bub1). Lineage: Eukaryota; Metazoa; Chordata; Actinopteri; Cypriniformes; Cyprinidae. Gene Ontology annotation, molecular function: protein kinase activity; ATP binding. The record is from RefSeq and is a predicted model, not a curated record. Gene Ontology annotation, biological process: protein phosphorylation; mitotic spindle assembly checkpoint signaling; meiotic sister chromatid cohesion, centromeric.